Bipolaris victoriae FI3 is the source of this 555-nucleotide messenger RNA. RefSeq lists its product as hypothetical. The coding region runs from base 1 to 555 and encodes 184 amino acids. The transcript has 2 exons. The record is from RefSeq and is a predicted model, not a curated record. NCBI's taxonomy places the organism in Eukaryota, Fungi, Ascomycota, Dothideomycetes, Pleosporales, Pleosporaceae. Gene Ontology annotation, molecular function: flavin adenine dinucleotide binding; flavin-dependent sulfhydryl oxidase activity. Gene Ontology annotation, cellular component: mitochondrion.
AUGGCGCAGGAUAAGCUGGAUACGAGCGAGGCGAAGGAUAUAGAGGGAAGGCCUGGUUACAAGAAACUGGCGAAUGGCAUCAUACUCGGUCCAGACGGCAAGCCAUGUCGCACCUGCAACGAUGUAGCCUCUCUAUUCGCAAUGUCGGGCAAAAUGCCUACGAAGCGCACGCAAUCCACCGCGACUGCCAAAACUACCCCCACAAUGCCCGCUGACUGCCCGCCGGACGUGGAAGCCCUCGGUCGCUCAUCGUGGACACUCCUCCAUUCCAUAACCGCCACAUACCCAACCAACCCGUCUCCUCAACUUCAGUCAGAAACCAAGUCAUUCCUCUCCACGUUUGGCAAAUUAUAUCCGUGCUGGGUGUGCGCAGAAGAUUUUCAAAAGUGGAUGCAGAAGAACACGCCGAGGGUCAGCAAUCGCAGCGAGUUCGGCGAGUGGAUGUGUGAAGCGCACAAUGCAGUCAAUGAGAAGUUGGGCAAGGAGACAUUUGACUGCAAGAGGUGGGAAGAAAGAUGGCGGACUGGGUGGAAGGAUGGCAGGUGCGAUUUCUAG